Scleropages formosus (Asian bonytongue) is the source of this 3499-nucleotide messenger RNA. RefSeq names its product adaptor related protein complex 1 subunit mu 1. Gene Ontology annotation, biological process: intracellular protein transport; vesicle-mediated transport. Gene Ontology annotation, cellular component: clathrin adaptor complex. NCBI's taxonomy places the organism in Eukaryota, Metazoa, Chordata, Actinopteri, Osteoglossiformes, Osteoglossidae. Bases 170 to 1441 code for a protein of 423 amino acids. The transcript is spliced from 12 exons. The record is from RefSeq and is a predicted model, not a curated record.
GUGACCACUUCCCCCAAUAGGAGGUUCUCUUAUCACCGGUGUGCGUACAUCCGUACCGUUACAUGGAUCUUUUCUAAGUGUAACUGUUAUUGUAGUGUUGCUGUCGGCGCCUUGUGAAUUGUUAGCGGCAGCUUUGCGGCGCUGUUGUUGGGAGGAGAGACGGGGGAAGAUGUCGGCCAGCGCUGUGUACGUCUUAGACCUCAAAGGCAAGGUCCUCAUUUGCCGCAACUAUCGAGGUGAUGUGGACAUGUCAGAGAUUGAGCACUUCAUGGCCAUCCUCAUGGACAAGGAAGAAGAGGGCACCCUGUCCCCUAUCCUGGCGCACGGAGGAGUUCGCUUCAUGUGGAUCAAGCACAACAACCUGUAUCUUGUUGCAACAUCAAAGAAAAAUGCCUGCGUAUCUUUGGUCUUUUCAUUUCUCUAUAAAAUAAUCCAGGUGUUCUCAGAGUAUUUCAAGGAGCUUGAGGAGGAGAGUAUCCGAGACAAUUUUGUCAUCAUCUAUGAGCUUUUGGAUGAGCUCAUGGACUUUGGUUAUCCCCAGACGACUGACAGCAAGAUUCUGCAGGAGUACAUCACCCAAGAAGGGCACAAACUGGACACCGGAGCCCCUCGUCCUCCUGCCACCGUCACCAAUGCAGUGUCUUGGAGGUCAGAGGGCAUCAAGUACAGGAAGAACGAGGUCUUCCUGGACGUCAUAGAGUCUGUCAAUCUUCUGGUGAGCGCCAAUGGGAACGUACUACGCAGUGAGAUCGUGGGCUCCAUUAAAAUGCGUGUAUUCCUGUCGGGGAUGCCCGAGUUGCGUCUGGGUCUGAAUGACAAGGUCCUGUUUGAGAACACUGGCCGAGGGAAGAGCAAGUCUGUGGAGCUGGAGGAUGUGAAGUUCCAUCAAUGUGUGCGCCUCUCGCGCUUUGAGAACGACCGCACAAUCUCCUUUAUCCCACCGGAUGGAGAGUUUGAGCUCAUGUCAUAUCGUCUCAACACACAUGUGAAGCCAUUGAUCUGGAUUGAGUCUGUGAUUGAGAAGCACUCGCACAGCCGUAUUGAAUACAUGAUCAAGGCAAAGAGUCAGUUCAAAAGAAGAUCCACAGCCAACAAUGUGGAAAUCCACAUUCCAGUCCCCACUGAUGCGGACUCUCCCAAGUUUAAGACCACCGUGGGCAGCGUGAAGUGGAUUCCAGAGAACAGCGAGAUUGUGUGGUCAAUCAAGUCUUUCCCAGGUGGGAAGGAAUACCUGAUGCGGGCGCACUUUGGCUUACCCAGCGUGGAAGCAGAGGAUAAGGAGGGGAAGCCACCUAUCAGUGUGAAGUUUGAGAUCCCAUACUUCACCACCUCUGGAAUUCAGGUGCGUUAUCUGAAGAUCAUUGAAAAGAGUGGUUACCAGGCCUUGCCAUGGGUUCGAUACAUCACUCAAAAUGGAGAUUACCAGCUCAGAACCCAGUAGAAGAAGCAACAACAAACAUUUGGAAGAUCAAGGAAGCCUUUGAUGCACAUUGUAAAAAGUAUUCAUUGUUUUUUGUGUCACGAAUAUCCAAAAAUAAGGUGGGCACAAUUCCAUUAAUGGUUAGUUCUGUUUGAGGCAACGUAGAGAGUUUGCCUCUGAUUUUACGCUUACCCACCAAAUUUCAAAUGUAGCCUUAUUCCAGCUGUUUUCUCCAACUUGAAUUUGGAUGUCUUUACAGAUAACAGCUUUGUGUAAUGCAAGUAUUUGUUAAAGACAGUGUCAUGUGGAUAGUUUACAAGGCUGGAGGAAAUAGAAUACAAAACUAUAAAACAUAUAGGUCAUUAAGAAAUGAUAGUAUUACCCAGUGAAACAUUUCAAAGGAAACUGUAUAGAAUAUUGAGCAUAAAUAGGUCUGUUUCAGGUGCUAAGUAUUUUUCAUCUGAAUAAGGUGACCAAGUAUAGUACAUUGCAGUGUUAUUACUGAAUAAGGUUACUUACACAUUUUAGGUUUAAUAUCUAACUAUACUGUAAAAAUUAAAAUUUUGCCAAUCCAGUAUCUUAGGUGACUAUAUUUCUCUUGUAACUGAAUCAAAUCUUCAAUUUCUCCACAAAAGUCUGAAUUCUUUUUAUGUUUUUAUUUGGAACUAUGUCUUUUGGCUGUUUUAAACAAGUCCAUUUGCGAUGAUGUAGGCAUCGAGCCCUAAUCAGAUUGCUCCUUUAACCAGAAAUCAUUUAUGUUUUACUACACUUAGCUUCAGGCUGUGACUAACGUGCUUUAAGCCUUGUUAAAUGAAUUAAAUAAAGCAAGUGCCUGCUUGCUUGUCAAUGCUGGGGGUUGGAGGCAUUCCAACAAAACUGAAACCGAAAUAUUGAUUGGUUAUCUGGGUUCAUAAAAUCAUGAAUAAACUUUGCAAAAUCAAAUGUAUUGUAAUUCAGUCUUAACUAAUGAAUUAGCAAGUCCCUGUCAUUCUUUUAGAUGGUAUUUGUUAUAAAGUAUGCUCUUCUUUAGUUUUUGUGUGAUUUUGCUACACCGGUAUAACAUUUGUACUGUUGUUUUCGGUUCUCUGCUGGAGUAUAACUGUUAAUGGAGCUCGUCUGUACUUCAGUUACUGCAUUCAGCAAGCAUUUCAUGAAAAUAGAAUCAGACGUGAAUCUUUUGAAUUUGUAAACUAAUGUGCAUAACACCUUUUCUCUGUUAAUCAUACAUGGUUAUUUUGAACUAAAGCUGGACAUCUGAAAUUACAAUUGCAGACACAAAGAGUUGCUUUAUUACAGUAACAUGCCAUGGUUGGUGAUUUUGUUGGUUUUUUUUUGUGACCGGUAAAAAGGUAAUGUUGAAUAUGUCAACUGAACAUUUUGUUCUUACUGGCAUAAUCAUGAAACAAACUGCUAAAACUGGUUGUCUUUGUUUGGAGAAUGGCGUAAUCUUGGAGCACGGAAACAGUCCCACAGAAACUUAAAAAAGCAGUCAGUGUUUCCUUGGUAUCCCUUUUAAUCUUUCCAAAUGCUGCAGGCAACAUUUUUGCCUGUAUGUGCCCUCUACUGUAUGCUACAAUUAUAUCUUAGGCCAUCGCUGAUGUAGUUUUUAGUGAAUAAUUUGUAGGAGCUUAAGAUGGAAACCCUCAACAGCAGUGUAAUUUUCUUGCCUGUGUCUUCUUGAUCACUGUAAGAAUCAUUAAAUACCAAGCACGUAUGUGGAAUGUAUGUAGUUCAUUAAAGUAGUUUUUCAGGUAAUACUUUAUGGUCAUCUGGUUUCAUUUUUAAUAUAUGCCAAAACAAUAUUUAGUUUGUCAUUUGACAUUAUUAAGGUUCGCUGCUAAUGACCUACAGUGUCAUUGCUUGACAUAUUUCAUGAUAAUGAAUUUUUAUUAAAUGCUAUAAGGAGUGAUGUGACUUGUGUAUCUUAUGUUCUCCAACUUUUUAUGCAUAUCAUCCAUCUUUCAUGAAAUGUGUGGAACCCUGAGAAAGGGUUGGUGACCAAGCACAGACACUGCUUUGCAUGUGUUGCACAAAUUGUCAAUAUGACGCUGAUUCUUUGACCUAGAGUGAGAAAUAAAU